AUGCUGUCCUCUCAACUCCGACUAUGCAGUAGACGACUGGCGACUGGCAGCCCUGCCAGAGCCUUCUCAAGUCGCUCAAAUGCGCCACGCACAUCUGCCCUCGCGACCAAACGAAGGGAGCUAGGUCUGACCUACUAUAACCACUUCACCUCGCAAUACCGCCAAUAUGCCGUCGCCGCUGAGGACACCAACAAGGGUGUCGACUCCUCCGACUCCUUCUUGUCGGGAAACACCGCCAACUAUGUUGAUGAGAUGUACCACGAGUGGCAGCAGGAUCCCAAAUCCGUGCACGUCUCAUGGCAGGCAUACUUCAAGAACAUGGAAAGUGGCGAUAUGCCUGUAAGCCGUGCCUUCACACCGCCACCGACCAUUGUCCCCGGCGCCAUUCAGCCAGCAGGCGGCGUUCCAGCUCCCAGCUUUGGUUCCGCUGCGGUGGGACAGGGUAGCGAGGUCGUGAACCACUUGAAGGUCCAGCUUCUCGUGCGUGCGUACCAAGCACGAGGACACCACAAGGCGAAGAUUGACCCUCUUGGAAUCAGAGAUUUGAACACACCCGGUGGAGCUCCCAUCCCCAGAGAGCUUGACCUGAAAACAUACGAGUUCACCGAGCAGGAUAUGGAUACUGAGUUCACACUCGGACCUGGUAUUCUUCCCCGAUUCAAGACGGAGACUCGCGACAAGAUGACUCUCCGUGAGAUCAUUGAUAACUGCGAGCGCCUCUACUGUGGUUCUUACGGUGUCGAGUACAUCCACAUCCCGGACAGGGAACAGUGCGAUUGGCUUAGACAGCGAUUUGAGGUUCCUCAACCGUACAAGUACUCGGUGGAUGAGAAGCGCCGUAUCCUGGACAGACUGAUCUGGUCUUCUUCUUUUGAGGCUUUCCUCGCCACCAAGUACCCCAACGACAAGCGUUUCGGUUUGGAGGGUGGCGAGACGCUCAUUCCCGGUAUGAAGGCUCUGAUCGAUCGCUCUGUGGACUAUGGUGUCAAAGAUAUUGUCAUUGGCAUGCCUCAUAGAGGUCGAUUGAAUGUGCUUUCCAACGUCGUCCGCAAGCCAAACGAAUCCAUCUUCUCCGAGUUUGGUGGAUCUGCCGAGCCUUCUGAUGAGGGAUCCGGUGAUGUCAAGUACCAUCUUGGAAUGAACUUUGAGCGUCCCACACCAUCCGGCAAGCGCGUCAACCUCUCCCUGGUUGCCAACCCAUCGCAUUUGGAAGCUGAAGACCCUGUUGUGCUUGGCAAGACCCGUGCUAUCUUGCACUACAACAACGAUGAAGAGCACGCCAACUCUGCCAUGGGCGUUCUUCUGCACGGUGACGCUGCCUUUGCUGGUCAGGGUGUCGUCUACGAGACCAUGGGAUUCUACGCCCUCCCGGCCUACCACACCGGAGGAACCAUUCACUUGAUCGUCAACAACCAGAUUGGUUUCACCACUGAUCCUCGUUUCUCCCGGUCCACUCCCUACUGUUCCGAUCUCGCCAAGUUCGUCGACGCACCCGUGUUCCACGUCAAUGGAGACGAUGUCGAGGCUUUGAACUUUGUCUGCCAGAUGGCAGCUGACUGGCGUGCCGAAUUCAAGAAGGAUGUCAUCGUCGACAUUGUCUGCUACCGCAAGCAGGGUCACAACGAGACUGAUCAGCCUUCAUUCACCCAGCCUUUGAUGUACAAGCGCAUCAGCGAGCACCCACCAGUUCUUGAUCAGUAUGUCAAACAGCUCCUCGACGCCAAGACCUUCACCAAGGAGGACAUUGAUGAGCACAAGAAGUGGGUUUGGAACAUGCUGGAGGAGUCGUUUGAAAAGUCAAAGGAUUACCAGUCAACCUCCAAGGAAUGGCUGACCAGUGCGUGGCACGGGUUCAAGUCUCCCAAGGAGCUUGCCACCGAAGUCUUGCCCCACUUGCCAACCGGUAUCAAAUCGGAGACUCUGAAGCACAUUGCCAAGACUAUUGGUGAGCCGCCAGAGGACUUCCAGGUCCACCGCAACCUCAAGCGUAUUCUUGCCGGCCGCACUAAGACUGUGAACGAGGGCAAGAAUAUUGACAUGUCCACCGCUGAGGCGCUCGCUUUCGGUUCGCUUGUCAUGGAKGGACAUCAUGUGCGUGUUUCUGGUCAAGAUGUUGAGCGUGGAACCUUUUCCCAGCGUCACGCAGUCCUUCACGACCAGGAAAGCGAAAAGACCUACACCCCCUUGAACCACCUCAGCAAGGACCAGUCCAAGUUUGUCGUCUCCAACUCCAGCUUGAGCGAGUUCGGUGUGCUCGGCUUUGAGUACGGUUACUCCUUGUCAUCUCCCAACGCACUUGUUAUCUGGGAGGCUCAGUUCGGCGACUUUGCCAACAACGCCCAAUGUAUCAUCGAUCAGUUUGUCGCCUCUGGAGAAGUCAAGUGGCUGCAGCGAUCUGGUCUCGUCAUGAACCUUCCUCACGGAUACGAUGGUCAAGGUCCAGAGCACAGCUCUGGUCGUAUGGAGCGUUUCCUUCAGCUCUGUAACGAGGACCCGCGUAUCUUCCCAUCUCCCGAGAAACUCGAGCGCCAGCACCAGGACUGCAACAUGCAAUUGGUCUACUGCACCACCCCUGCCAACAACUUCCACAUUCUCCGUCGCCAGAUGAACAGACAAUUCCGCAAGCCUCUCAUCUCUUUCUUCAGCAAGAGUUUGCUCCGCCACCCACUUGCUCGCUCGCCGAUUGAGGACUUUGAGGGUGAUAGCCACUUCCAGUGGAUCAUCCCGGACCCAAUGCACAAGGAGGAUGCAUCAUUCAAGCUUGCUCCCAAGGAGGAGAUCAAGCGUGUCAUCCUCUGUUCUGGUCAAGUAUUCGCCGCGCUCUUCAAGCACCGUGAAGCCAACAACCUAAAACACACUGCCAUCACUCGUAUUGAGCAGCUCAACCCAUUCCCAUGGGCACAGUUGAAGGAGAACUUGGACAGCUACCCCAACGCUGAGACCAUUGUCUGGUGUCAGGAGGAACCUCUCAACGCCGGUGCAUGGUCAUUCACGCAGCCUAGAAUCGAGACUCUGUUGAACAACACCGAGCACCACGACAGGAAGCACGUCAUGUACGCCGGUCGCAACCCUAGCGCAUCGGUUGCUACUGGAUUGAAGAGCAGUCAUUUGAAGGAGGAGCAGGACUUGUUGGAAAUGGCCUGGAGCGUCAGACAGGACAAGCUCAAGGGCGAGUAG
Molecule: messenger RNA, 3177 nt
Organism: Ramularia collo-cygni
Lineage: Eukaryota; Fungi; Ascomycota; Dothideomycetes; Mycosphaerellales; Mycosphaerellaceae
Product: probable oxoglutarate dehydrogenase precursor
Exons: 1
Coding region: 1-3177 (1058 amino acids)
Biological process (GO): tricarboxylic acid cycle
Cellular component (GO): mitochondrion; oxoglutarate dehydrogenase complex
Molecular function (GO): thiamine pyrophosphate binding; oxoglutarate dehydrogenase (succinyl-transferring) activity
Source: RefSeq, a predicted model, not a curated record